GGGCUCCAGGCUCAACUUCUCUGCUGAGGGAGACGGAAGUCGUCUCAGCUGCUGCGCCUCGGACUUCCCUGUGGGGAGAGUGUGGGCAAGCUUGGCAGCCACACCAUGAAUACAAUCACCUAUGAUGAUGUGCAUGUCAACUUUACUUGGGAAGAGUGGACUUUGCUGGAUCCUUUCCAGAAGAAUCUCUACAAAGAUGUGAUGCUGGAGACAUACAGGAACCUUACUACCAUAGGAUACAGUUGGGAAGACAGUAAUAUUGAAGUACAUUGUCAAAGUUCUGGAAGACAUGAAAGGCAUGAAAGAAGUCAUACUGGAGAGAAACCUUCUGUAUAUACUCAGUGUGUUGAAACCUUUGCACAUCAUGGUAAUCUCCAAAUACAUAAAAGAAUACAUACUGGAGAGAGACCCUCUGAAUGUAAUCAGUGUGGUAAAGCCUUUGUAUGUGAGAAUAAUCUCCGAAUACAUAAAAGAACACAUACUGGAGAGAAACCCUAUGAAUGUAAUCAAUGCAGUAAAACCUUUAUACAUCAACAUACUCUUCAAAUGCAUGAAAGAACACAUACUGGAGAGAAACCCUAUGAAUGUAAUCAGUGUGGUAAAGCCUUUGUAUGUCACAAUUACCUUCAAAGGCAUGAAAGAACACAUACUGGAGAGAAGCCCUAUGAAUGUAAUCAAUGUGGUAAAGCUUUUGCACAUUACAGGCAACUUCAAAUGCAUAAAAGAACACAUACUGGAGAGAAACCCUAUGAAUGUAAUCAGUGUAGUAAAGCCUUUGCUCAUCACUCUAAUCUUCAAAGGCAUAAAAGAACACACACUGGAGAGAAACCCUAUGAAUGUAAUCAGUGUGGUAAAGCCUUUGCUCAUCACUGUAAUCUUCAAAGACAUAAAAGAAUACAUACUGGAGAGAAACCCUAUGAAUGUAAUCAGUGUGGUAAAGCCUUUGUUCAAUACAGUGCUCUUCACAUGCAUAAAACAACACAUACUGGAGAGAAACCCUAUGAAUGUAACCAAUGUGGUAAAGCCUUUGCACGUCAUGGUACUCUUCACAUGCAUAAAAGAACACAUACUGGAGAGAAACCCUAUGAAUGUAAUCAAUGUGGUAAAGCCUUUGCACAUCACAGUCAUCUUCAAAUGCAUAAAAGAACACAUACUGGAGAGAAACCCUAUGAAUGUAAUCAAUGUGGUAAAGCCUUUGCUCAUCACUGUAAUCUUCAAAAGCAUAAAAGAACACAUACUGGAGAGAAACCCUAUGAAUGCAAUCUGUGUGGUAAAGCCUUUGCACAACACAGUACUCUUCAAGUGCAUAAAAGAACACAUACUGGAGAGAAACCCUAUGAAUGUAAUCAGUGUGGUAAAGCCUUUGUUCAUCACAAUACUCUUCACAUGCAUAAAAGAACACAUACUGGAGAGAAACCCUAUGAAUGCAAUCAAUGUGGUAGAGCCUUUGCAUGUGUCAGUAGUCUUCGAAAUCAUGAGAAAAAAUCAUACUGCAGAGAAACCCUAUAAAUUUAGUCAGUGUAGUAAAGUUUUGCACUUUAUAUAGAAGUAAAACUUUUAGUGUGCAAUCAUUCUGUUAAAUCCUUUGCAUAUUACAAUAGUCUUUGAGUAACUGAAAAAAAUCCUGAGGGCUCCUUAUUAUAAAGUAUUUUGUAAGAUCUUUAUCCAACACAGUUAUAUUCAGUUACACUAGAAUUUAUUCUGUAGAAGAAAAUUUGACAAUGCCAAUAUCUGUUCAAGCAUUAUGAUGUCCAUUUUUAUAUUGUUUGUACCUACAAACUCAGAGAAAAAUGAAUUUGUAAGGCCAUAUGUGUAGGGUAAAGGGCCAGCCAAAGAAACACCCUGGUCCUGAAACCAGAGCCAGUGAAAGACACACUUUGGCCCUGAAACCAGAGCCAAAGGAACACACUCUUCCCCUGAUGAACUGAGCAUGAAACCAACCAAUCUAUGAGCAGCAAAGCAGGGUCUAGGUACCCAAACCACCACAAACCUCAGCUGAGACAACCCUGUUUUACCUGAUAACCAGCCAAUCACCGGAACCCUUGGCCAUUCAGGCCAAAAACAAUAAAGGAAACACACAAUAAAGGAACAAAAGACCUAUCCAACAAAGACAUCAUGAGCAACACCUGUACCUAUACCUAUCCCAAGUCCAGAUGGCUAAACGGAAGUGUAAGACUACAUUCAACAACAUAAAGAGCAGUAUGGUACCACCAGAACCUGGUGGUUCUACAACAGCAAGACCUGAAUAUUCCAGUGCAGAUGAAGCAGAAGAGAACGACCUUAAAACAACUUUAUGAAGAUGAUAAAGGCCCUUAAAGAGGAAAUAAAAAAAUCCCUUAAAAAAUCAAGAAAAAGACCAACAAAAAAUUGGAAGAAAACAACAAAUCCCUUAAGGAAGGCUAAGAAAAAAACAAGUAGGUCACAGAAACAUUUCAAGACUUGAAAAUUGAAAUAGACACAAAGAAAACAAACUGAGGGAAUUCUGGAAAUGGAAAAUCUGGAUAAAUGAACAGGAAUUACAGAUGCAAGCAUAACCAACAAAUACACAGGAAGAUAGAAGAAAGAAUCUCAGGCAUUGAAGAUAUGAUAGAGGAAAUAGGUUCAUUGGUCAGAGAAAAUGUUAAAUCCAGCAAAUUCUUAACACAAAACAUCCAGGAAAUCUGGGACACCAUGAAAAGACCAAACCUAAGAAUAAUAGGGAUAGAAGAAGAAUAAUUCCAACUCAAAGGCACAGAAAAUAUAUUCAACAAAACCAGAAGAAAAGUUUCCCAACCUAAAGAAGGACAUGCCUAUGAAGAUACAAGAAGCUUACAGAACACCAAAUAUUCUGAACAAAUUUUUUAAAAAUCCCCUUGCCACAUAAUAAUCAAAACACUAAACAUACAGAAUGAAAAAAAAAAAAGAAUAUUAAGAGUUGCAAAGGAAAUAGACCAAAUAACAUAAAGGCAGACUUAUCAGAAUUAUACCCAACUUCUCCAUAGAGACCCUAAAAGCCAGAAGGUCCUGGACAGACAUUUUGCAGACACUAAGAGACCAUGGAUACCAACCUAGACUACUAUACCUAGCAAAACUUUGAAUCAUCAUAGAUGGAGAAAACAAAAUAUUCCAUGACAAAACCAGAUUUAAACAAUACCUAUCCAGCCCUACAGAAAGUAUUAGAAGAAAAACUCCAGCUCAAGGAAGUUAGCUGCACCCACAAAAACACAGGCAAUAGAUAAUCUCACACCAGCAGAUCUCAAGGAAGGGAAACACACAGAGACACACAAACACUACCACUGACAAAACCAAAAAAAAUAACAGGAAUUAACAAUUAUUGGUCAUUAAUAUCUCUUAAUAUCAAUGGACUCAAUUCACCUAUAAAAAGACAUAGGCUAACAGAAUGGAUACAAAAACAGGAUUCAUCCUUUUGUGGCAUACAAAGAACACACCUCAACUUCAAAGACUGACAUUGCCUCAGAGUAAAGGGUUGGGAAAAUAUUUUCCAAUCAAAUGGACCUAAGAAGCAAGCUGGCAUAGCUAUCCUAAUAUCUAACAAAAUAGAUUUCAAACUGAAAUCAAUUAAAAGAGAUAGAGAAGGAUAUUUCAUACUCAUCACAGGAAAAAUCCAUCAAGAUGAAGUCUCGCCGGGUGGUGGUAGUGCACUCCUUUAAUCCCAUCACUAAGGGGGCAAAGGCAGGUGGAUCUCUGUGAGUUUGAGGCCAGCCUGAUCUACAGAGUGAGAUCCAGGACAGGCAUCGAAACUACUCAGAGAAACCCUGUCUCAAAAAACCAAAAAAAAAGGAUGAAGUCUCAGUUCUGAACAUCUAUGCCCCAAAUACAAGGGCAACCACAUUUGUAAAAGAAACAUUACUAAAACUUAAAUCACACAUCAAACCCCACACACUAAUAGUGGGAGACUUCAACACCCCACUUUCACCAAUGGACAGGUCUCUGAGACAGAAACUUAACAGAGAAAUAAGGAAACUAACAUGUUAUGACUCAAAUGGAUUUAACAGACAUCUAUAGAACAUUUCACCCAAACACAAAAGAGUAUAACUUCUCAGCAUCUCAUAGAGCCUUCUCUAAAAUUGACUACAUAUUGAGCCACAAAGCAAAUCUCAACAGGCACAAAAAAAAACUCUAAUAACCCCCUGUACCUUAAUGGAUCACCAUGGCUUAAAGUUAGAAUUCAACAACAACACAAAUUACAGAAACUCUACAAACUCGUGGAAAUUGAAAAAUGCUCAGCUGAGUCACCACUAGGUCAAGGAAGAAAUACAGAAAUUAAAGACUUCGUAGAAUUCAAUGAAAAUGAAUACACAAUAACCAAAAUUUAUGGGACACUAUGAAAGCAAUGCUAAGUAGAAAAUUCAUAGCACUAAGUGCCUACAUAAAGAAUUUUGAGAAAUCUCACACUAGCAACUUAAGAGCAUACCUGAAAGCUCUAGAGCAAAAAGAAGGAUGCUCACCCAGGAGGAGUAGAUGGCAGGAAAUAAUCAAAUUGAGGGCUGAAAUCAAUAAAAUAGAAACAAAGAAAACAAUACAAAGAAUCAAUGAAAUAAAGAGUUGGUUCUUCGAGGAAAUCAACAAGAUAGACAAACCCUUAUCCAAACUAACCAAAAGGCAGGGAAAGAAUAUCCAAAUUAACAAAAUCAGAAACAAAAAGGGAGACAUAACAACAGACAAUAAGGAAACCCAGAUAAUCAUCAUGUCAUACUUCAAAAACUUGUACUCCACAAAAUUGAAAAAACUAAAAGAAAUGGACAAGUUUUUUGGAUAGGUACCACAUAACCAAAUUAAUAGGUCAAUUUAAAUAGACCUAUAACCCCUAAGGGAAUAGAAACAGUCAUUAAAAAUCUCCCAAACCAAAAAAAAAAAAAAAAAAAAAAAAGCCCAGGGCCAGAUCGUUUCAGAGCAGAUACCAGAAUUUCACAGAAGAGCUAAUACCAUUACUCCUCAAAUUGUUCCACACAAUAGAAACAGAAGGAAUAUUGCCAAACUCUUUUUAUGAAGCUACAGUUACCCUGAUACCCAAACCACACAAUGAUGCAACAAAGAGAAAGAAUUACAGACUAAUCUCCCUCAUGAACAUUGAUGUAAAAAUACUCAAUAAAAUACUGGCAAACUGAAUUCAAGAACACAUCAAAAAAAAAAUCAUCCAUCAUGAUCAAAUAGGCUUCAUCCCAGAUAUGCAUGAGUGGUUUAACAUGCAGAAAUCUGUCAAUAUAAUCCACCAUAUAAACAAACUGAAAGAAAAAAACCCUACAUGAUCAUUCCAUUAGAUGCUGAAAAAAACCUUUGAUAAAAUCCAACACCCCUUCAAAAAGGUCUUGGAGAGAUCAGGGAAAAUAUCUAAACAUAAUAAAGGCAAUUUACAGCAACCCAGCAGCCAACAUCAAAUUAAAUGGAGAGAAACUCAAAGUGAUUCCAUUAAAAUCAAGAACAAGACAAGGCUGUCCACCCUCUCCAUAUCUAUUCAAUAUAGUAUUUGAAAUUCUAGCUAUAGCAAUUAGACAACAAAAUAUUGCAUGGUGCAGAAUUAUGCAGUAAGAAUUAAUCCAUCAUUUAUGAGGCCAACCCAUCAGAAAUGUGGAUUUUGUUGGAGGAAAUCAUCACAUAUAGCAUUUUGGGAUUAUUUGCCUUUUGAAUGGAUUGCUGGUCUGGCUGCAGGAUUUCUUGUUAGCUACAAUACUUCCCGUCUGUUACAAAUUUGGGAUUUAUUCCCACAGUUUAGCAGUGUUCUGAUCAUUUAUUGGGCAUAAUUUCCUCUAUGUAUUGGUGUAUUUUGGAUGACCUCCCUAAGCUAUGUGUGAAAGCAGUCACACAGUCAAAACCUUUGUUUCCCACAACCAAGUACUUGUUUUAUUUUCCAGUGUAAACUUAGAGGUCUGCCUUCCUGCAAUUAUCCUUAUUGGCCAGUGUUAGUGUCCAGGCAAGUAAUCUCAUUUGAGACAUUCACAGACACUUCAUGUCUGGACCUGUUGAUUUAUAGCCACUCAGAUAGGGAACAGUCGUGCCCUGGUUUCACCCUGCUGACACAAACUACCUCACACUAACAGACCCUUAACUCCUUGCUUUUAUUCUCACCUUGGUUUAUUAAUACAAGAUUUUAGCUUAGAGAUUUACUGCUUGUGAUAACAGGUAAAGUAAUUACACAUUUGUUCAUUCUCAAAGAAAGGUAAUUUUCCAGACUUGCUGAGAUUUAUGCCACUAAGACUAGAGCAGCUGAGAUGUGCCGGGUUCCAUAUGUUGUGCAAAAUAGGCUCAUGUCCUCCCUUUGUUUUAACCGCUUAAGGCAAAAGGUGUAAUCCUUUAGAUCUGAGAGCUUCUUUAAAGCCAGACAACACUGGCAAAAGUUCUACAGCAGACCAAAAGCUGCAUGUAUUCCUCAACUGCUUAUGUUGGUUGCCUAGUAACAGAGGACACGUCCCCUGUCCACUGGAAAAGCAGCAUGCGAGCUGCUUGGAAGCAUCACAUGGAGAAAAAGACAGGUUUUUUUUAACUUUAUUUGUGAUUUUUACUGAUUAUAGACUUUUAGCUUAUUACCUAGCCACAUUUAAGAAUGUAGUUUAAGCACACAAAUUAUAUUUCCUUUGUUGGUUUAAUCUGUAGUUGAACUCAUCAGGGAGCCUCCAUUAACCACUCCCACUUUGUGCCGUAAAUGAAAGCUGACAAUAACUGCUCUGUGUGUCAAUCUUAUCUCUUUGAGAAAUUCAAGCCUUGUAAUAUAUUGCCAAAGAACCCACUGUUUGUAAAUGUAUAUAAGCUGGUACUCUCACUGUAGAACUUGGAUAGUUUCAGAACAAUAAAGAGACAUGGAUAGAAAGA
Messenger RNA from Peromyscus californicus insignis, 6807 nucleotides. RefSeq names its product zinc finger protein 431-like. The coding region runs from base 106 to 1509 and encodes 467 amino acids. Gene Ontology annotation, molecular function: RNA polymerase II cis-regulatory region sequence-specific DNA binding; DNA-binding transcription activator activity, RNA polymerase II-specific. The record is from RefSeq and is a predicted model, not a curated record. NCBI's taxonomy places the organism in Eukaryota, Metazoa, Chordata, Mammalia, Rodentia, Cricetidae. Gene Ontology annotation, biological process: regulation of transcription by RNA polymerase II. Gene Ontology annotation, cellular component: nucleus. The transcript is spliced from 4 exons.